CAUGUCGCUGGACCAAGCGGCGUCAGGUUCGGGCGUGACGAAAACAGCUCACGUUCGGCGCGGCGCUCAAAGCGGCCCACGCCGCCCCGGGCUCUUCCCCUAGUUGCAAUACCAUCCGCCAAAAUGCCCAAGGAUCGACAUAGCGCCAUCCGCCACUUAUGUGUUUCGGGAGACAAUCCACCUCAGCUUUCUUCCACAGCAGCCGCCAAGCAAUCGGCGGCACGGCCCCCCGCUGGAGCAACCCGCCGGAGCACGGAGCUUUUUUCGGACACCGCCGAAGUUCGCAGCUCGCCCGACGCCCGCCGUUCCGCUGGGGCUUAUGCCGCGGCGUUUUGGGCACGCGCUUUUUUCGGCUAUGGCGGGCUCGUUCGGGAGGCAGGCCCGGUUGGUAAGCCUCGCUGCCGCUCCGGCUUGCUUCCUUCAUUGGAAGCAGCUUUCGGGUCGGAGGCCCCCCCGCCGGCUUUUUCCGAAGCCAAGGCCGGGCAUCCCGCCUACCCGAUUUGCGGGACUCCGCCCGAGCGACAAACUGCCGACUCCGUCGCCUGUCGCUGCUCAUUACCUGCCGGGUGCAGCAAGGCGUCUUAUCACCAAGGUAGUUCCUGCGCCUCUAUCUAAUUUAUACAUCACUAGACCCCCCGCCCAAUAAUUGUGGAACAGCCAAGCCCAUCGAGUGGUACCCACUUUAGAUAAGGUCAUUGGCAACAAUCGCG
Molecule: messenger RNA, 710 nt
Organism: Gaeumannomyces tritici R3-111a-1
Lineage: Eukaryota; Fungi; Ascomycota; Sordariomycetes; Magnaporthales; Magnaporthaceae
Exons: 3
Coding region: 124-615 (163 amino acids)
Source: RefSeq, a predicted model, not a curated record